AUGACACAUCGCUUACGAACACUUCAUGACGGUAUAAUGGUAGGUAUAGGCACCGUCCUGGUUGAUAAUCCACAGCUUAAUGGUAAGCAAGGAAGUAGUUGGAACGCAAAUAUGAUAUUUUCACAGUUUAUUCAAAAUAUGUAUUUACCAUCAGCCAAUGUAGCGUCCAUAAAUCAGCCUCAGCCAAUUGUACUUGACCCUUUCUUGAGGAUACCAGUAGACUGUAAACUGAUAACGAACUACAAAAACGGCAUUGGCAAGCAGCUAUGGCUGGUUGUAUCAAAAGGAGGAAUUGAACGAAAUUGCAGCAAAAAAGAAACGCUUAUAGAUAUAGGCGUAAAGUUGAUAAUCAUAGAUAAAAUUGAGAACGGUCAUAUCCCUUUACGGAACGUACUCGAGCAUUUAAAAAAAGAAGGCAUUGAUAAAUUAAUGAUUGAAGGCGGAUCAAAAAUCAUUCAGUCAUGCUUGAACAGCAAGACAUGGGAUCAAUUGAUAAUAACUACAGGACCUAUAUUUAUUGGUUCGGCUAAUGGUAUCUCGGCUGUUACAACGAAUAAUGAUGACGAUUCGAAUCUACCGAUAUUAAAAAAUGUAAAAUAUCAAAUCAUGGGUAAAGAUAUUGUGAUGGCAGCGACACAAUAA
Messenger RNA from Mycotypha africana, 642 nucleotides. RefSeq names its product riboflavin biosynthesis protein RibD domain-containing protein. The transcript is spliced from 3 exons. Bases 1 to 642 code for a protein of 213 amino acids. Gene Ontology annotation, biological process: riboflavin biosynthetic process. Gene Ontology annotation, molecular function: 5-amino-6-(5-phosphoribosylamino)uracil reductase activity. The record is from RefSeq and is a predicted model, not a curated record. NCBI's taxonomy places the organism in Eukaryota, Fungi, Mucoromycota, Mucoromycetes, Mucorales, Mycotyphaceae.